AUGGAACAAACAGAAAUGUCAGAUUCCGACCAAUCUCCACCUUCCCCACUUCCAAAAGACCUUCGCAAAGUCCCAUCCCCCAUCCGCAUCGAUGUACCCAACCGUCCCCGUCCGGUAUCUUCCUAUAACUCUCCGAUUGUAUCUCGAAUAUCCAACACACCGUCAUCAACUCGUUCGGGGUCUCCGGUAUCUAGUGGAAAGGACAGGACGAAAAACGAGACGCCUACAAAGAAAGACAGGAGAAUAUCAAACUCAAGAAAAAAUACAAAUGGUGUAAAAAGCGUUAAAGAACCAGAGGGAACAAUUGUCAUUGUAGGAAUUGAUUUUGGGACAACUGCUUCAGGAUUUGCCUAUGCGGAUGCCAUAAAUCCUAAUGUGAUUGAAAUUUUUGACGACUGGCCAUGUUGGCAAGGAUAUCUGAAAACGUCAACUAGUAUCCUGUAUGACUCAAUCACAGGAACAGCAGUACAAUGGGGCGAAGAAACUCAGGUAUCAUUGAUACGGAAAAGACGUCGACUGAUGAAUUCAAUGGAUAGUAACUUCAAGGAACUUGAAGCGUUCAAGAUGAUUAUUGUUAAGUAUGGGGAAGAGGAUGCCGUGGAACUAUGGAAGAAGGCAGUCGUGGACUAUCUGACAAAUUUUGGAGCGAAACUGCAGCAGGCUCUACAAGCGGUCUAUCCGUCUAUAUCUUUAUCCAAAAACGCUUCUAUUAUACUGUCUAUCCCGUCGUUCUUUUCCGCCUCUGUCCAGUCUCUCCUUUGUGAAUGUUUUGAGCGGGCCCUCUCAAUUCCAUCUUCGAAUCUCCAUUUCGUCUACGAAUCAGUAGCAUCAGCCGUAUACUGUAUGCGAUUACUCCCUGGUCACCACGAAGACGUCGGGUGCAAAUUUCUUGUUGUAACGUGUGGAGGCGAAACGGUACAAUUGACGGUUAGGCAAUUAAUGGAGAAUGACAAAUUAAGAGAAUGUACAAUACAGACAGGCGAAAUAUGCGGAGCAAUGGAGGUUGAGAAGGAAUUUGAGGCCUGGUUUGGCAAACGUGUUGGAAUUGAUGGAUUGACCAAGUGGAAGAAAGAGUAUUAUGGACAGUGGAAAUAUCUUUUGCAUGUGUUUAUCAAGGAAGUUAAAUACGAAUUUACCGGAAUUGAAGAAAACUUUCGACCAUUCCGAUUAGAUUUACUUGAAUUUUGUCCUAACCUCAAAUAUCUAGUCUCCGAGUCUUAUCGUGCUCAACUCAAAUCUGUCGAAUGGAUUAUAGACGUUACUUUUGCUGACGUUAAAUCCUUCUUUGACCCUAUUGUCGAUAAGAUUAUCAAGUUGAUAAGUGAUCAGAUUAAACAGUGCGAAAAUGUGGAUGUUAUGUUUAUCGUUGGCGGAUUUGCGAAUUCCGAAUAUUUGGUUAGGAGGAUUAAAAAAGAGUUCAAAGACACGGUGAAGAAGAUUACAGUUCCGGCUCAGCCGAUUGCUGCCGUAUUAAAAGGCUCAGUAUUCUAUG
Messenger RNA from Paraglomus occultum, 1492 nucleotides. Lineage: Eukaryota; Fungi; Glomeromycota; Glomeromycetes; Paraglomerales; Paraglomeraceae. The record is from the annotation of a GenBank genome assembly.